CAUGAAUGUUGCUUUACCACAGAAACAAAGACAACGAAAAUAGAAAAAAUAUCUGAUAGCUAAAAAUUCUUUAAUGGACAAACUACAUCAGCUCUAUCCAUUUAAUCGCACCUUUUGCCGCUUUCCCCUUUUCUUCCCUGAAUAUCCUGCUGCCCUUUUCCCUCCGACUGCUAUCCAUACUAUCUGCAACAUCUGCCGUCGACUGUUAUCAGAAAAGCUCUAUCUCAACCUAAGAUCCAACUUAAGAUUUCCCGACAAUCUGUAGCUCAGGAACAGAAAUAAAAUCGAUAUAGUAUUUAUUUUUAAACGUUUCUAUUUGUACACAAAUAUCUCAUCACCGCGCUCAGGGAAUUAUGUCGCUACUGUCGAAAGCCAAGAAAAUCGUAUGCAUUGGCAGAAACUAUGCUGCUCACAUCAAAGAGCUGAACAAUGCCGUGCCCAUUGAACCGUUCUACUUUCUCAAGCCCUCCUCAAGCAUUGUCGAACCAGGCAAGGGCUCAAUCCAGAUUCCCGACAAAGUCUUAGCCCACUACGAGGUUGAAUUGGGUCUUAUUAUGGGAGACAAGCUGAAGGCUGGCGCGAGCGUCCCCGACGACACUGCCAUGGCUGCCAUCGGCGGAUACUUUGUCGCCAUUGACAUGACUGCACGUAACGUUCAGGACGCAGCCAAAAAGAAAGGUCUUCCCUGGACCAUCGCCAAAGGCUACGACACGUUCCUGCCUGUGGGACCCAUACUGCCCAAAACAGCAAUCCCCGACCCACACAACGUCAUUCUCGAGCUCCUCAAAAAUGGAAAACGCGUUCAAUACGACAACACCUCGCUCAUGCUGAACCGCAUUCCCCGCAUCCUGAGUGCCAUCACCGAAUCCAUGUCGCUUGAACCAGGCGAUCUUGUCCUGACAGGCACACCCAAAGGCGUUGGUCCCGUCUCACCCGGCGAUGUCCUCGAGGCCAAGCUUCGUGAUGCCUCUGGAAACGAGAUUUCCCAGAGCGGCUUCUCCAUCAACGCCGUUGCGCGGUGAUGGAAAGAAGAUCCCGUCCUGUUACAUGCACCAUUCUUUUGUUUCAUAGCCUGUCAAUAUUUACUGCUGCCUCC
This is a messenger RNA of Schizosaccharomyces japonicus yFS275, 1096 nucleotides long. RefSeq names its product fumarylacetoacetate hydrolase. Lineage: Eukaryota; Fungi; Ascomycota; Schizosaccharomycetes; Schizosaccharomycetales; Schizosaccharomycetaceae. The transcript has 2 exons. The record is from RefSeq and is a predicted model, not a curated record. Gene Ontology annotation, biological process: oxaloacetate metabolic process. Gene Ontology annotation, molecular function: catalytic activity; oxaloacetate tautomerase activity. The coding region runs from base 354 to 1022 and encodes 222 amino acids.